UCAGUCAACCGCUGCGAAUAUUCGUUCUCGUUCGGAAAACGCCAAAUACGCUUUCAAACCAAAAUGGAGGAUUUGUCGGUCGAGGUGUACGGUGAAAAUGGUGCUUAUUAUAAGGCCAUUGUCACCGACGUGCUCGACAACGAGGUUCUAGUAGCCUUUGAAAAUGACUGGCAGCCAGAAUCAAAGUUUCCGUUUUCUCAAGUUUUCUUACCACCUAAAGACACUGGCAAACACACAGAAUUUACUGAGAACCAGGAGGUGGAAGUAUUUGCUAGGUCUAAUGAGAAAGAAGCGUGUGGGUGGUGGACUGCAAAUAUCAAGAUGAUGAGGGGUGAUUUCCUUGUGAUAGAAUAUCUAGAAUGGGAUAACUGUUACACGGAAAUUGUGCCUAAAGAUCGUCUUAGGGUAAAAUUACCGAAGACCCCAAUAGACAAAAACACAUUUCACAAGUUUGAAAUAACAGUACCUGAUGAACUGAAGGACUACCUCCACGACAUCCACAGCGCGAAGGUGGAGAACGCGCACAAGGAGUUCCAGAAGGCGAUCGGCGCCGCGCUCGUCUGGUACGUGCCCGAGCGCGCCGUGCUCGCCGUGCUCUCCCGCUGCGCCUCCUCGCAGCGCCGCGCCACCAUGCUGCAGGAGAUGCACUUCCGAAAUUUGACCCAGAAACUUAUGUUAUUGAAGAAAACAGAGGAGGCAGCGAGGCAGCUUGAAUCUACGAAAAUAAACAAUCAGGGCGGAUACACUGAAGAGUUCAGCGUGCGCGAGGAGCUCAUGGGUCUGGCGAUCGGCACGCACGGGGCCAACAUCCAGCAGGCUCGCAAGCUGCCCGGGGUCUCCAACAUUGAGCUCGAGGAACUCACGUGCACUUUCAAAAUAUGUGGAGAGUCGGCGGAGGCGGUGCGGGCGGCGCGCGCCGUGCUGGAGUACGCGGAGGAGUCGGUGCGGGUGCCGCGACAGCUCGUCGGGAAGGUCAUCGGCAAGAACGGGAAGCUCAUACAGGAGAUCCUGGACAAGAGCGGCGUCGUCCGGGUGAAAGUAGAAGGCGACAACGAGCCGCAGCCGGUGGGCCCCCGCGAGGACGGCGUCGUUCCUUUCACAUUUGUCGGUACUAAAGAAAACAUCGCCAAUGCUAAAGUACUUGUCGAUUAUCACAUUGCGCAUCUCAAGGAGGUGGAGCAGCUCCGACUGGAGAAGCAGGAGAUCGACCAGCAGCUGCGCGUGGUGCUGGGCAGCGCCGCCGCGCACCCGCCGCCCCCCGCGCGCGCGCGCCGCCCCCGCCGACCCCCGCCAGGUGGCGUGGGUGAAGAGCGCGGCGACGGGAACAGGCAUCGAGGUCGGGGGGGACACCGGAAUAGGUACACAUCAUCAGAUCGUGAGGACAGACGCGUGCCUCUCGAGAACGGCCGCACCGCGCCGCCGCCGCGCGCGCAGCGGGGCACCGACGUCAGACCCAACAGCGGGCGGCGGCGCGACGAACGGCGGCGACCCACCGACGACGACAGCUCCGCGCUCGACAGCCGGGACGUGUCCUCGGCCGACAGAGAGUCGGCCGCGUCGGACGAGCGCCGCGACCACAGGCGCCGCCGCAGGAGGCAAGGAGGCGGGUGGAAGAACGGCGUGAGCGGGGGCGGGGCGGGGGGCGGGGAGGCGGCGCGGCGGGGCGCGGGCGGGGCGGGGGGCGCGCUGCUGAACGGCACCGCGUAGGGGCGCGCCGGCGCCGCCCGCGAGGCUCGUGUCCCGACUCUGCCGCCCCGAGCGGCCUCGUGCAUCGACUAGACUUACUCGUAUUAUGCUUUUGUAAGAGAUUCGUGAUUUGUAUUCCUGAUUAUUCGAUUAAUAUGAAAAUUAAACAUGUGUACGUCGCUCCCCCGGACUGUGCGCCUUUCGGCCGAAUGCGUUCUUUCGGCACAUUUAUGGGAGAUCGGACAUAGCGCAGUACAUACGUGUGUCGUAGCCUGUACUCUGUGGUUAUGUGAUUUCCUAUAAAAUAAACAUUUCUGUACAUAUUUUCAA
Bombyx mandarina (wild silkworm) is the source of this 2016-nucleotide messenger RNA. RefSeq names its product synaptic functional regulator FMR1 (gene Fmr1). Gene Ontology annotation, cellular component: cytoplasmic stress granule; neuron projection; nucleus. Gene Ontology annotation, biological process: mRNA transport; animal organ development; positive regulation of long-term neuronal synaptic plasticity. The record is from RefSeq and is a predicted model, not a curated record. Gene Ontology annotation, molecular function: mRNA 3'-UTR binding; translation regulator activity. Lineage: Eukaryota; Metazoa; Arthropoda; Insecta; Lepidoptera; Bombycidae.